AUGCCAUCCUGGCAGCCUUCGUUUCUUUUGUUGCCGAUUCUUGCUGCUCCUGUUGUGCUAAAAUCAAGGCAUACUCAUCAGUCUCCACGUGAGCUGGCUGCAGUGACAGUUGGUAAAGCAGCAGUGGGGCCCAGUGAGAAACUGAGCCUAGUCUGGCAGCCACAUUUUCUUCUGGUGAAUCCUGCUCUCAUCCCAGAAAUGAUGCCAAUGAAAGGGCUGCAUUUGUUAUCCAAUGUUGAAGAAAUCAUGAGCGAAGUGCACCCAUGGAUAUCUAAGAACCAGAUCAGCCCUUUCAUCUCACAGAUGUGUAACAUGCUGGGUCUAGGCGACAUGAAUGCCGACCAGCUGGCCUCCAAGCUGGAGGAGACACUACCAGUCAUCCGCUCCGUCAGCGAGCAAUUCAAGGACCCUGAACAGACCACAUUCAUCUGCGUGUGUAUUGCCGAGUUCCUGUCGCUCUACGAGACAGAGCGACUCAUCCAGGAGCUGGCCAAGUGUAGAAUUGACACACACAACAUUAUCGUCAACCAACUGGUCUUCCCCGACCCUGAAAAGCCCUGCAAGAUGUGUGAAGCCCGCCACAAGAUUCAGGCCAAGUACCUGGACCAGAUGGAGGACCUUUAUGAAGACUUCCACAUUGUCAAGCUACCGCUGCUCCCCCACGAGGUUCGGGGGGCCGACAAGGUGAACACUUUCUCAGCCCUGCUCCUGGAACCCUACAAGCCCCCCAGCGCCCAGUAGCACCUCUGCGUCCCCCCCCCCAGCCCGUCCCGGGGCCAAGUUUGCACAAAGUCCCCCCCACCCUCACCCCCGAGGAGGGGGGGAGUCCCUUGAGGAGGC
Suncus etruscus (white-toothed pygmy shrew) is the source of this 840-nucleotide messenger RNA. Its product is annotated as ATPase GET3-like. Gene Ontology annotation, biological process: post-translational protein targeting to endoplasmic reticulum membrane. The coding region runs from base 1 to 741 and encodes 246 amino acids. NCBI's taxonomy places the organism in Eukaryota, Metazoa, Chordata, Mammalia, Eulipotyphla, Soricidae. Gene Ontology annotation, cellular component: GET complex. Gene Ontology annotation, molecular function: ATP hydrolysis activity; ATP binding. The record is from RefSeq and is a predicted model, not a curated record. The transcript is spliced from 2 exons.